This is a messenger RNA of Prorocentrum cordatum, 534 nucleotides long. Lineage: Eukaryota; Dinophyceae; Prorocentrales; Prorocentraceae. The record is from the annotation of a GenBank genome assembly.
GGGGCCAGCGGGCACUCUAGAGGUCUUGAAGUCCUCGCGACCACACGCUCGUGGCCACCACCCCCAAUCUGGGGCAGUGGCCAACGGCAGCGAGAACAAGCAACAGAGGUGCCACACGCUCGUGGCCACCACCCCCAAACUGGGGCAUUGGCCAACGGCAGCGAGAACAAGCAACAGAGGUGCCUGCAUCCCGAAAGAAGCGUGCUGCUUCAUGCUACUGCCAGAAGAUGCGAGCAUGUUGGGCCCAGAGGAGGACGAGGAGGAGGAGGAGGAGGAAGACGAGGAGGAAAAGCACGGAAGGAAGGGGGCCCUGCGCGGAUGCACGGAGCAGCGCCGCCUCGGCGGCCCGCUUGCGUUUGAGCUUGAUAUCCUCGUCGAUGCCCUUGGAGGACGACCUCGACCUCGGAUCCCAAACGCUCCAUGCUGGCGCGAGGCGCCAUGCUAGUGGCAGGCAGGGAACGCCUUCGAACCGCGAGCAUCCGCGCGAAAUCGCGGCACGGUCGGGGGCGGCAGGAGGGGAGGAUAGAAAGAGAG